UUUAUGCAUAGAUCUAGUUGAAAGUGCUUAUUAUUUUCUCAUUUUCGGUCCAGAUCAGGAAAUUCCGGAUUCGAGGCACGAUUGAUGCCCCUUUUCAACGGAUGCAAGCGACCGCGCCGCAUGCGGCGUUGCAUUGGAAGAGUUGUGAUGGGUACCGGUAGACUGCAAGUGCUGAUGAAACCUGGAUAAGCCACUGUCACUCUGCUUUGAAGUUGAAAGGUUUCAGAGACAAUCCACCCACAGCCUCUACUAGCUACUACAUAGGUAGUAGGCAGCAAUUAAAAAGAGAGAAAGAAGCAUUAUCCCUGAGAUACCCUCUGCUUUGUCUUCAGUGUUGGCCAAGAUGUUUCUGCUUGUUCAAGUUAUCUUUUUGUGUGCAAUUACUACCAGUAGUAUCAAUGUGGUGACUGCUCAAUUUGAUAACUCGAAUGGAGCCAUUGACGACGCCAUUCGGAAUUGGGAGUGCGACUAUACGUAUCAGGGAUCUGGUUGCAGCCAAGAAUUCCAAAUUGACGGAAGAUGUUUUGCCUACAGUGAUUGUCCCGAUUGCUGGGAUUGCGACCCUUGCCGGAAUUUUGAUCUCGAUUGCAACGGUUGUGUCAAUGCUGCGGAAGGAGAAGGAUGUUAUUGGUGUCCUGGAGACGCCGUUUGCCGAUCUGUGCCGUUGGGUCCAGAAUUCUGGAAUCUCCAUGUGGGUCACGAAAUCUCCUCCUGUCCCACGGCACAAGACUGGCAACAAACCUGUGACGCAGCACUUGACAGCGACAAUGCGUUUUCCGAUCCACUAUACGAUGCCAUGAAAUGGAGUUACGAAAUGAUCAACGUGGAACCCCUCUGGCAACAAGGAAUCACGGGAGCAGGAGUCCACGUUCGAAUCAACGAUGUUGGCUUUGAUUAUCAACAUCCAGAAUUUGCCAACAAUUUUGAUCCUGCCAAUUCCUGUGCCAGUUACAAUUCGGAUCCAACGGGAAUUCACGGCACGGGUGUCGCCAGUAUCUUGGCGGCAGGAGGUGACAAUGAUGAAUGUGCUGUGGGGAUAGCACCAGAUGUGGCGCUCAGUAUGUGUGCCUUUCGACAAGAUAUCAUUGAACCAGAGCUCGUAGAAUUGAUGAUGACUCAAUUGGAAGAGGUCGACAUCAGCAACAAUAGUUGGGGACCCACUGCCUGUUUCAAUCUCAACGACGUUAGAAGAAAGCGUCACCUGCAAGAAACCGACAAUACUCAAGAGUGCAUUUUUGAUGACACACAUCCCGCUUCCCCCUGUUCUUUCUGCACGUCCCUCACUGAUGCAAGUCAACCGGACGUUUCCAUCGCCUGCACUCAAGCCAUUGAGGAGUAUUGUACCGAUCAAUAUGAAAAUGAUCCAGUGGCUUGUUCCGAGUGGCUAGAUAUUUACGUAUCCUGUGAAUACCACGCACUCAGUGAGCAAGCUCAUCAGGCGUUUGUACAGGGCGUUAUUGAAGGAAGGCAAGGAAAGGGAAUCAUUUACGUUUUUGCAGCUGGAAAUGCUCACAACGAAGGAUCCUUCACCAAUGCAGAUGGUUUUGUCAACACGCGAUUCACUAUUGGGGUGGGAUCGGUAGACAAGUCAGAAAAGCAUGCAUCCUAUUCGACCCCUGGGGCAGCACUGUUUGUAGUAGCGCCAGGAGGUGACCACGAGUAUAUCACAAACAACAUCAUCGCCAAACCGGGAGGAGGCUGCAUGGAAAUCAUUGGAGGCACCAGCUUUAGUGCACCCGUGGUUUCAGGUGUUAUCGCACUGAUACUGCAAGUCACACCAAGUCUUGGCUGGCGUGAUGUACAAGCUAUUCUAGCGGAAACUUCAAGACAAGUUGACCCUGAGGAACCAUCAUGGACCACAAAUGGAGCAGGGUUGCAUCAUUCCUACAAAUAUGGCUUUGGUAUUGUGGAUGCACUUGCUGCGGUGGAAGCUUCAAAGAACUGGACCAAUAUUGGGCCAGAAAGACAGCUCAUCCUUCUGUCGGGUCCUUUGGAUAUCAUGAUUGAGGAUGAUGCUUCCAGAACAACUAUCAACACACAAACAGUAUCCGUGCCUGAAAACUUCACCGUGGAAUCAGUGGUGGUGUACAUGUCUCUUCAGCAUGCAUCAAGAGGAGACUUGGAGAUAACACUCACUAGCCCCUCUGGCACCGAAUCCAUUUUGCAACCUGGCAUGCGCCCCGAAAACCAACAGCUCGCCGUGAAUGAAACAUGGAAACUGAUGACGGUCCGAAAUUGGGGUGAGCGAGCCAGCGGAGACUGGACCCUUGCAAUCGUGGACGAGAGUCCUGGAGAUCGGGGUGACUGUGCCAACAUGCCUUAUGAGUACCUCUGGGAACACCCUGUAUACAAAACCAUUGAAGUUUACACGUGUCUAACAGCAGAAGACAGACGCCACUGUGCUGCUGGUGUAGUGUACAACGACAAUGUAAACACAUUGUUUAUUGACCGAGGUCGUGAGAACCUGACAGCUGCCGAAGCUUGCUGUGCUUGUGGUGGUGGCGUGGCUGUAUCCGACGUCAAUGUUCUGCGUUCGUGGACGCUAGCAAUCUAUGGACAUGAAAGCAUUGAAAGUGACUCUGAGGAAGCCAUGGACGGAGACUUUGUCAGUGUUGGAGAAAUCACAUCCGCUGGCAUCGAAAUGGAAGCCACCCAAGCACCGACCAUGGACGAAACUUUUGGCGACAGUGACCAGGAUCAACCAGGUGUUGGAGAUGCUAGCAACCUCACAGCAGCUUCCAAGGGCGCAUCACUUCCCAACAACGACAAUCCUCUAGACUCUGACUCUUCCAAGGAGGGAACUGAAGGGUUGACAAAACCUAGCACUUCUUCUGAAUCAGAAUCUUCAGUACGAGAGGAAGGUGGAGACUUGGUUGCUGGAGUGUCUGGUACUAGUGCACCUGGAUUGUAUCUAUGUAAUAUCUUGGCGGUUUGCUUGGGCUUGGGUCUGACCUUGCUGAGUUGCUAAUUUACAUUAUUCAUAAUACGCGUUGCUUAUCAAUAAUUGCUCCGUGGAGGGUGCUGCUUCACUGCUGUACCGGUACCGGUACGGAGAGUGACUGCGAAGAAGUGAUUAGUACAUCUAGUCAAGCAUGGUAUCUCGCCAUCACGAGGCUUCGUACAGCCUAUAAUCGCAUCACAUCCCAACCGAGCUAAUGUAUGUAUGAUCAUCAGGUACUGUGCAUAUAGCUACCUACUACUAGCAGCCAAAACCAUUCGCACAGGACAACAAAUAAUAUGUUGGGGCAUCCUGACGACGCGGAUGUUGGAGGCUUCAGAGCGUCCUUCUUUCUCUGAGAGAGACAAUAAGGUGCCUUGUCUUAUUAGGCUCAAUGCUUGUCUUGCUCUCUGGAAUAGCAUCUUCAAGCGCAUUGCCUUUGAGCUACAUAACAUCCUUGAUACGUGUUGCUAUGUAGAUACUAGCUAGCUAUUAGCCCGUAUCGGUAGCUGGCAUCGUAGCCAGCCACUGAGGUGAACUUGUGGAUUGAAUUCACUCCCGAAUCCCGAACUUCUCUCUUGCUGACGUCGUAGGGACACAUCGCUUCUUGUCGAGGAGGGGGAGCCUAUUUGGAUCUUCUUUUGGUCCUACUCAGUGUGCCGUGGCGACUGCUUACGUUUUCCUGACACAAGAAUUCGAUAUCUCGAGCCAGUGCACGAUAACGCCACGAUUGGUUCGCGGGUGCUGACGAGGGAUGAUGCAUGCACAUUUUUUUCUCACGGUGGGCAAAAAGUAAAGAAAGGAAGAAAGAGCUCAAAAAAUCAAUCAGUCAUUGCCGAAACCUCCAGACUUUCUUUUUUAUCAGACAGCAAUCUCUUACCAUGAA
Seminavis robusta is the source of this 3824-nucleotide messenger RNA. Lineage: Eukaryota; Bacillariophyta; Bacillariophyceae; Naviculales; Naviculaceae. The record is from the annotation of a GenBank genome assembly.